Molecule: messenger RNA, 2364 nt
Organism: Xenia sp. Carnegie-2017
Lineage: Eukaryota; Metazoa; Cnidaria; Anthozoa; Malacalcyonacea; Xeniidae
Product: major facilitator superfamily domain-containing protein 6-like
Exons: 2
Coding region: 238-1881 (547 amino acids)
Cellular component (GO): membrane
Molecular function (GO): transmembrane transporter activity
Source: RefSeq, a predicted model, not a curated record
GUUUAUACUUCACACUUCAGUGAUAUACGGGAUUUAUGAAAAACAGAUGUUCAUCUUAACUUUAUUGUACCUUUGUUUAUGGUCUCUGGAUAAAGUGAAGAAUUAUUAAAGCUGUUUGCGCGUCAAUUAAAAGAAAAUUAUUGGUCAGUAUUGAUGGCAUUUACCGUUUUAAUAGCACUCAAAAUAAUAGAUUCACCAUAGAAGAAAAAGGUCUAACUGUGAAAUGAAUUCGGAGUAAUGAACAAAGAUAAUUCUAAGAUAUGUUCAACAGUAGAAAAGGGAAAAAAUAGUGAUUGUAAUGGAAAAGGAGACGCAAAGAAAGAGGAAGAUUCGACACUUGAAAUUGAAAAGGGCGAAUCAAGAAAACCAGACCGAACAUUACUUACUUACAAAGCAUUCUACUUUUUGUUUUUUGCCGGGUUUGGUUCAACAUUUCCAUACUUGACAAUCUAUUUCAAACAAAUUGGACUGACAGCUUCGCAUGUUGGUACAUUAUCAGGAAUAAGACCUCUGGUGCAAUUUGUUAGUGGACCAAUCUGGGCAUAUAUUGCUGAUAAAUAUCGAUGUAGAAAGGUUGUGUUGUGUAUGUCAGUCAUAGCUUGGAUUGUCUUCACUUUAGCUUUGGCAUUUCCACAUGAAAAGAAAACAAAAUGUCAUGUUCUAAAUUCAACAAAUCAUUUCAUUCAGAAACGAAAUAUUCCACGGGCUCCGUCGUACCCAGGACUCCCGUUAGCUCCAAUAUCAACCGCUGCCUCAGAAAGUCUCUUAGCAAACAAAAAAUCCACUAUUAUUACAUUUUCUGAUGUUUAUCAAGAAAAUGUUAGAACUGAAAUCAUCAUUCAUGAUCCAUAUGAGAUUAAAUACUUGUUUUACGUACUUCUUAUUUUAAUAGUUGUUGGUGAGGUGUUUGAAGCACCUUCGUUUAUAAUGAUUGACACAGCAUUAAUUCAAAAACUUGGUGAUAAAUGUCACGAGUAUGGAAAAACACGUUGCUUUGGCUCAAUGGGUUAUGGCCUUGCAUCAUUUGGUGUUGGUGCUGUUCUUGACUCAACGAGAUAUGUAUAUUGUGGUCACGAGAUGAACAAUUAUAUGGUCAUUUUCUAUUUCUUCGUCGUAUUCAUGGUAAUUGGAUUAAUCUUUGUACUUGCGCUUUUUUCAUUCAAGUACAACGAAGAAUCCCAAAAAAGCUUUUCAAGUAUUUUGGAAGUUUAUAAACUUUGUUCGUCGCCAAAGUACGCAACAUUCCUGCUAACUGUUUGGUUUAUGGGAACCUGUAAUGGUGGUCAAGUAACAUUUAUUAAUUGGUAUUUAGAAGAUCUUGGGGCUUCGAAGUUUAUGAUGGGUAUGACAACAACCAUCAGAGCUACAGCAGUAAUUGUAGGAUUCUUUUGCUCUGGAAUGGUAAUCAACAAGCUUGGAGAGUUGACAUCUGUCUUUUGGUCGCUAUUGUUUUUUGCCUUUAUAUUUUUUGGCUACUCGUACCUUUUUAAUCCAUGGUUGGUGAUUCCUUUAGAAAUACUACAAGGCUUAGUUUAUGCCAUCUCUUGGUCAACUUGCAUUGUAUACUUGUCUUCUGUGACGCCUGAUGAUGGAGCAGCUACCAUGCAAAGUAUCUUGCAAGGAAUUUACUGGGGGCUAGGAACAGGUAUUGGCGCUAUUCUUGGAGGGGUAUUGAUCAACCAUUAUGGCAUAGUGUUAGCCUACCGUCUGGGUGGUAUUGCUACUGUGUUGGUUACUUUGUAUUUUGUUGUCUCACAAUGGUUGGUCAAGAAAUAUGAUGACUCAGCAGAUAUGUCAAUUGAGGAAGACAAAAAGUUGAUGCCAAGAAAGGACAACGAUAACGCAAACGAACAUUGCAUUAUUGGCGAAAAAGUUGAAUAGAUUGGCCAGGACAGUAGUUAUUUUUCAAAAAUUUUUUAACAAAGACUAUUACUACAUUACAUAAAAGACAUUACUCAAUCUUUGCAGUUUUUAUCGAAGCAAUUGCUUAAACUGCACAAGUAAUAAGUGUUGCCUGUUGUAACACUUUUGGAACAAAACAAAAACAUCAGGAAGGUCUGAAGGUAUAAACUAUCAGCCCGACAGUCCAAGUCGAAGUCUUCAAUAAACACAUACAUGGUUUCAGUUCGGAGAGCGUUUAUCAGAUAUAAGGCAUAACAAUAUUGUGCAAAUUUACAUGCGAUUUUUUUAUGGUUAGACGCAAUUGCUAUAAUUUGGUCAUCCUUGGCGUCUUGAUUGCUCAUUUGUGCAUUGUAAUAGAAGUUUAAAGUAUUAAGAGUUGUAGUGCAUAACCAAUAUUAUUUAUCUAAACACAUUGUACAUGUACGUCGUUCUAGGAAUACAAUGAAAUACUUGCCAUGUCAA